UAUCAUGGUGUUGCCAACGGGAAGGCUGGACUCUUGGGUUACUGUGAGUUCGUUCUAAUCAUCCCCUUCAUUUUCUCAUCACAUCUCAGGAUACUUGCCCUUUUUUCUUCGUACACAGAAUCUUGGAGCGGAGAUUCCCAUAAUUGAACUAAUUUCGUCGGUGACAGACGACUCUGUUGUCGCGCGAAUGAUCACGACAAUUGACGAUGACACCAAUGGGUUUCGGCUCAAUCUCAUUCCUAUGGCGUUAUCAUCUUCAGACAUGUCUUCUCGAAGUUUACUGGAGGCAACACUGGCGCUGGCUUCAUUCCACAUUGGCCGGGAGGAAGACGCGCUCAAGCACAAAGUGCAGGCCAUCAAGCUGCUGUCGGAUUCGUUUCGAUCGACAACAGAACAGAACAGGAUAGCGCAGUUUUCUACUUGCAUGAUGCUUUGCGUUUACAGUGUUUUCGAUUCCUCAGACACAACAUGGAACCUUCAUCUGCAAGGCGCAAAGUCGGUGAUAGAAGCAUUCUCGCGAUUGGAUCGCAGCGAUCCGUCCAUGGCAUUCAUGGUGCAUUGGCUCAAAUAUCACGACGUCUUUUCGGUAUAUAGCCAUCGCGCGGAACCUAGCUACACAGCAACAGAUAAAAAUCCAGAACUCAUCAUGACUCUCCCAGAGAGUACAGCAUAUAAUCAACAGAUCAUCGGCCUCCUGGGAUGCUCCCCCGAGCUCCUUGGCCUCAUAUCCAACAUCAACCAGCUUCGCACCUGGCUCCAAACCACAAACCCUCCCUCAGCCCGUGGUGCAGCCCUUCCGCACCUCCUCCGAAUCCGCAAACGCCUCCUUCACCUCAAACAAGAGAUCCUCGUGCGCCCAGGCGAAACAUCUGGCGCCAUCUCGCACACGCGCAUCACGCUCACAGCAGAGCUCUACCGCAUCGCCGCGCUGCUCUACCUCUUCCAAGUCUUUGCACUCCUGCCCUCUACGCACACGCAAAUUGCUACAUUGUCUUCUGCUACUACCUCUCAAGCACACCCAUCGACAUUGUCGUCUUCUCCACCGUCAACAUCAUCAUCAUCGGCGGUAUGGUGGAACACCAGCCUAGUCGGAAGCGAAGACAUUGCCAACAUUGUCCGGCAAGGGCUCGCGGUGCUUGAUCAGCUGGAGAUCUGCACUUCGCCCUGGCCGCUCUUCAUCGUGGCGUGCAACGUGAGCGACGACGCGGACCGCAUCAAGAUGGUGGGCAUCAUCGAGGCGGGCGGGCGGGCGAGGCGCGUCGGAAAUUACCAGGUUGUUGGCAGCUUGGUGCAGGCUGUGUGGAAACGGCAGGAUCUGGCGGCGAAUGAGAGGGGUGAGAAAGGGGGACUUGUUGUUGUGGAUUGGAGGGAUUUAAUCGAGGAAGGGGAGAUGAUGCCUUCGUUUAUCUGA
Periconia digitata is the source of this 1411-nucleotide messenger RNA. NCBI's taxonomy places the organism in Eukaryota, Fungi, Ascomycota, Dothideomycetes, Pleosporales, Periconiaceae. The record is from the annotation of a GenBank genome assembly.